Molecule: messenger RNA, 3070 nt
Organism: Phacochoerus africanus (Common warthog)
Lineage: Eukaryota; Metazoa; Chordata; Mammalia; Artiodactyla; Suidae
Gene: CUL3
Product: cullin 3
Exons: 16
Coding region: 422-2728 (768 amino acids)
Biological process (GO): protein ubiquitination; ubiquitin-dependent protein catabolic process
Cellular component (GO): Cul3-RING ubiquitin ligase complex
Molecular function (GO): ubiquitin protein ligase binding
Source: RefSeq, a predicted model, not a curated record
CUCCGGCUCUCCUCCCUCCCUCCUCCCCCCUCCACCCUCUGGGCCGGAUCUCGUCUCGCUGAGGCGGAGGAGGAGAAGGAGGAGGAGGAGGACGUUCGGCCUGCGCAGUGAGAUGUUUGUCCGUCGCCGCCGCCGCCGCCAUCGCGGAGGAGCGCGAUAAAGGGAGCCGAGCCGGUCGAGAGGAGGACCCCGCGGAGCCGCCCCGCCAGCGCAGUCCCCCAGCCGAGCCCGAGCCGCCGGAGCCCGAGCCGCCGCCGCCCCCGCCGCGGCCGCCCAGGGGCCGGCCAGCUCCCCAGCCCAGCCCGGGGGCCGCCGCCGCCGCCGCCCCCAGCGUCGCCCCUCGCCUGCCCGCCCGCCUUAAAUGUGACACCGGCGCCUCGGAGUGCGACCCGAAGCCGCCGCCGGGGAGGGGACGAGCACCAUGUCGAAUCUGAGCAAAGGCACGGGCAGCCGGAAGGACACCAAGAUGCGGAUCCGGGCCUUUCCGAUGACCAUGGAUGAAAAAUAUGUAAACAGCAUUUGGGACCUUCUGAAAAAUGCAAUUCAAGAAAUCCAGCGUAAGAAUAACAGUGGUCUUAGUUUUGAGGAGCUCUAUAGAAAUGCAUAUACAAUGGUUUUGCAUAAACAUGGAGAAAAGCUCUACACUGGACUAAGAGAAGUUGUUACCGAACAUCUCAUAAAUAAGGUGCGAGAAGAUGUACUAAAUUCAUUGAAUAACAACUUUCUUCAAACGCUAAAUCAAGCUUGGAAUGAUCAUCAGACAGCUAUGGUGAUGAUUAGAGACAUAUUAAUGUAUAUGGACCGUGUAUAUGUACAACAAAAUAAUGUGGAGAAUGUCUACAAUUUGGGAUUAAUUAUUUUUCGAGAUCAAGUUGUACGUUAUGGGUGUAUUAGGGAUCACCUACGACAAACGCUAUUGGACAUGAUUGCAAGAGAGCGGAAAGGAGAAGUUGUAGACCGAGGCGCAAUAAGAAAUGCUUGCCAGAUGUUAAUGAUUUUAGGUCUCGAAGGACGAUCAGUCUAUGAAGAAGAUUUUGAGGCUCCUUUUUUGGAAAUGUCUGCAGAGUUUUUUCAGAUGGAAAGCCAGAAAUUUUUAGCAGAAAACAGUGCUUCGGUAUAUAUAAAGAAAGUAGAAGCUAGAAUUAAUGAAGAAAUAGAACGGGUGAUGCACUGCCUUGACAAAUCAACUGAAGAGCCAAUUGUAAAGGUGGUUGAGAGGGAACUCAUUUCCAAGCACAUGAAAACUAUAGUAGAAAUGGAGAAUUCUGGACUAGUACACAUGUUGAAAAAUGGGAAGACAGAAGACCUUGCUUGCAUGUACAAGUUAUUUAGUCGUGUGCCAAAUGGUUUGAAAACGAUGUGUGAGUGUAUGAGUUCCUAUUUGAGGGAACAAGGUAAAGCCCUUGUUUCUGAAGAAGGAGAAGGAAAGAAUCCCGUUGACUAUAUCCAGGGCUUAUUGGAUCUGAAGAGUAGGUUUGAUCGCUUCCUCCAGGAAUCGUUCAAUAACGACCGGCUCUUUAAACAAACUAUCGCGGGUGACUUUGAGUAUUUUCUCAACCUCAACUCUAGGUCCCCUGAAUACCUCUCAUUAUUUAUUGAUGAUAAGCUGAAAAAGGGAGUCAAAGGGCUAACAGAACAAGAAGUAGAAACAAUAUUGGAUAAGGCAAUGGUCCUUUUUAGGUUUAUGCAAGAAAAAGAUGUAUUUGAACGUUAUUAUAAACAACACUUGGCAAGGAGACUUCUCACAAAUAAAAGUGUUUCUGAUGACUCUGAAAAAAAUAUGAUUUCUAAAUUAAAGACUGAAUGUGGAUGUCAAUUCACAUCAAAACUGGAAGGAAUGUUUAGGGAUAUGAGCAUCUCAAACACAACUAUGGAUGAGUUCAGGCAGCAUCUACAGGCAACUGGGGUAUCUUUAGGUGGGGUUGAUCUCACAGUCCGGGUGCUCACAACAGGAUAUUGGCCCACUCAGUCAGCCACACCAAAGUGCAACAUCCCGCCAGCACCAAGACAUGCUUUUGAGAUAUUCAGAAGGUUUUACUUAGCCAAACACAGUGGUCGACAGCUUACACUCCAGCAUCAUAUGGGUUCUGCGGAUCUCAAUGCCACCUUUUAUGGACCAGUUAAAAAGGAAGAUGGCUCUGAAGUUGGUGUUGGAGGGGCACAAGUAACUGGCUCUAAUACGCGGAAGCAUAUAUUGCAAGUAUCCACUUUCCAGAUGACCAUAUUAAUGCUCUUCAAUAAUAGAGAAAAAUAUACAUUUGAGGAAAUUCAACAAGAGACAGAUAUCCCUGAAAGAGAGCUUGUUAGAGCCCUGCAGUCCCUCGCCUGUGGUAAACCAACACAGCGGGUUCUCACGAAGGAACCCAAGUCAAAGGAAAUAGAAAAUGGCCAUAUAUUUACAGUUAAUGAUCAGUUCACAUCCAAACUACAUAGAGUCAAGAUUCAAACAGUUGCUGCCAAACAAGGUGAAUCUGACCCAGAAAGGAAAGAAACAAGGCAGAAAGUAGAUGACGACAGAAAACAUGAGAUAGAAGCUGCUAUAGUGCGGAUAAUGAAAUCUAGAAAGAAGAUGCAGCACAAUGUGUUAGUGGCAGAGGUAACUCAGCAGUUGAAGGCUCGAUUCUUACCAAGUCCAGUGGUUAUUAAGAAACGUAUUGAAGGACUUAUUGAGAGAGAAUAUUUGGCACGAACACCUGAGGAUCGCAAAGUAUACACAUAUGUAGCAUAAAAUGCGUUCAGAAAUUUGAUUUGUUAUUGGACUGUACUCUUCGCAUGGACUGGGAAGUUCUUUUAAAUCAUUAAAUAUUAAGAAGACCAUCUCUUCUAUUAAAUUACAGUACCUGUUCUAGACCAUUCAGAUCAAGCCUUUACUCCCGUUGAGAGUUUUCAACACCAGUUGAUUGAGCUUCAGGCUUUGCAACGUUUAUCCCUGUAGAGAUCAUCUUUACAGUUCCUCGGGAAAAUGUGAAUGUGCUGCGUUUUGUUUUCAAUACUGUAUGAAAACAGGAAAAAAUAAAACAGAAAUUUAGAAAAUACAGCUCAUUAAAAUAAAAUUGUUGGAUUUCAUUUC